Molecule: messenger RNA, 561 nt
Organism: Protobothrops mucrosquamatus (brown spotted pit viper)
Lineage: Eukaryota; Metazoa; Chordata; Lepidosauria; Squamata; Viperidae
Product: DLA class II histocompatibility antigen, DR-1 beta chain-like
Exons: 3
Biological process (GO): positive regulation of T cell activation; antigen processing and presentation of exogenous peptide antigen via MHC class II; peptide antigen assembly with MHC class II protein complex
Cellular component (GO): MHC class II protein complex
Molecular function (GO): MHC class II protein complex binding
Source: RefSeq, a predicted model, not a curated record
UCCAUCUCCCCCACCAAGCUGGACCCCGCUUCCCACCACACCAUCCUCCUCUGCACCGCCAGGGGCUUCUACCCCGUGGAGAUCGAGGUCCGGUGGCUGAAGAACGGGCGGCCGGAGGAGGAGGGCGUGGCCUUCAGGGAGGAGCUCCAGAACGGAGACUGGACCUACCAGCUCCAGGUGAUGCUGGAGACCCAGCCCCAGCGGGGGGACGUCUACGCCUGCCAGGUGGGGCACGCCAGCCUGGAGGCCCCCAUCACCGUCCAAUGGGAGCCCCGUUCCUCCAACUCGGCCAGGAGCAAACUCUGGACGGGGAUCGUGGCAGCCGUGAUCGGGGUGAUCUUCUUUGCCAUGGGGCUCUCCCUCUACCUGAAGUCCAAUUCACUUGAAUACCGAUAUGCCAAACCUGUCAGGAAGUUACAGGCUAUAAAUAAAUGUCUGCUACUGGAAAUUCCUCACCAGAAGUCAGAGUCUUGUCAGCACCUCAGACCAGAGAAGCUGGAACUGGAAGCUGUGAGAGAGGAAGCCAUGAAGAAGAUGGAACCUGAUCUGAAGCUGAAAUGA